AUGAUGCUCACACUUGGCCUUACCAUAUUGCUAACGUUAUCUGGUCAAUUCACACAUGCAAUCGCUCUGGACCAGUUACAGCUGAAUGAGCAAUGGUCACAGUGGAAACGGGUGCACAACAAACAGUACGCGGACCAAUCGGAACACGAUCGUCGUGAAAAUCAAUGGAUGCAAAAUGUGGUGGAGAUAAUGCAGCACAAUGUACAAUACGAUCUCGGUCUGGUUACCUACGCAAUGGGCGUGAACGAGUACUCCGAUCUGAGUUGGGAUGAGUUCCGCGAUCGCUACGCGACCGGGUUCUUGGGAGGUGUGUUCGAGGGCCAGCAGGAAUCGACUGUAUUCAAUGCGAGCGAAGUGGAUCAAACGAUCGCGAACAGUAUUGACUGGAGACAGAAGGGAUUGGUUCGUCCAGUGAAGAACCAGGGUCAAUGUGGAUCUUGUUGGGCAUUCUCCACGACUGGUGCAAUCGAGGGCCAGUACGCUAAGAAGUACGGUAGACAGAUGGAAUUCUCCGAGCAACAGUUGGUCGACUGUAGCACAAGUUACGGCAAUCAUGGUUGUCACGGAGGUCUGAUGGAAAAUGCGUAUCGGUAUUUGGAAAAGUUUGGUUUGGAACUGGAGAACGCAUAUCCCUACCAUGCACAUGAUGAGAGAUGUCACUUUGAUGGCCGAAAAGCUGCAGCGAGGGUUCAGUCUUUCUCAACCGAACACACCGGGAACGAGCAGACACUGAAAGUGAUGGUGAGCAGCCAAGGGCCGAUCGCAAUUGCUGUGGACGCCGAUCGAGGUUUUCAUCAAUAUAGUCGAGGAAUUUAUCAAAGCUCCAGCUGUUCAUCUCACAGCUUGAAUCAUGCCGUACUGGUUGUUGGUUACGGUGAAGAUCGAGGCAAUCGUUAUUGGAUUAUCAAAAACAGUUGGGGACCGCAUUGGGGCGAGGGUGGAUACAUCAGAGUGGCCCGUGAUCAUGGGAACAUGUGCGGAGUGGCCACAAUGGCCAGUGUGCCCCAGCUCAACUAA
Echinostoma caproni is the source of this 1017-nucleotide messenger RNA. The record is from the annotation of a GenBank genome assembly. Lineage: Eukaryota; Metazoa; Platyhelminthes; Trematoda; Plagiorchiida; Echinostomatidae.